Messenger RNA from Molossus molossus (Pallas's mastiff bat), 615 nucleotides. RefSeq names its product eukaryotic translation initiation factor 4E-like. The transcript has a single exon. The record is from RefSeq and is a predicted model, not a curated record. Gene Ontology annotation, molecular function: RNA 7-methylguanosine cap binding; translation initiation factor activity. Gene Ontology annotation, biological process: translational initiation. Bases 7 to 615 code for a protein of 202 amino acids. NCBI's taxonomy places the organism in Eukaryota, Metazoa, Chordata, Mammalia, Chiroptera, Molossidae. Gene Ontology annotation, cellular component: cytoplasm; eukaryotic translation initiation factor 4F complex.
UCUAAGAUGGCGACUGUGGAACCGGAAACCACCCCUACUCCUAAUCCCCCGCCUACAGAAGAAGAGAAAACAGAAACUAACCAGGAGGUUGCUAACCCAGAACAUUAUAUUAAACAUCCAUUACAGAACAGAUGGGCACUCUGGUUUUUUAAAAAUGAUAAAAGCAAAACUUGGCAAGCAAACCUUCAGCUGAUCUCUGAGUUUGAUACUGUUGAAGACUUUUGGGCUCUGUACAACCAUAUCCAGUUGUCUAGUAAUUUAAUGCCUGGCUGUGACUACUCACUCUUCAAGGAUGGUAUUAAACCUAUGUGGGAAGAUGAGAAAAACAAAGGAGGAGGAAGAUGGCUAAUUACAUUAAACAAACAGCAGAGACGAAGUGACCUCGGUCGCUUUUGGCUAGAGACACUGCUGUGCCUUAUUGAAGAAUCUUUUGAUGACUACAGCAAUGAUGUAUAUGGAGCUGUUGUUAAUGUUAGAGCUAAAGGUGAUAAGAUAGCAAUAUGGACUACUGAAUGUGAAAACAGAGACGCUGUUACACAUAUAGGGAGGGUAUACAAGGAAAGGUUAGGACUUCCUCCAAAGAUAGUGAUUGGUUAUCAGUCCCACAGCUACUAA